AUGGACCAAUUCCUUGAAGAGAUUGAAGAGCCAGUGAGUCCUCAUGGACAAUACUUUAACAGCUCUGUGAUCUGUUCAUAUAUCUUUGGCUUUCUGGAAUUAGCCAUUCCAUUUGAUGUCUCACUAGCUAUACCUUUGAUCAAAGAUGUUUUCAUCCCUAUCAAUCCACGUUUCUCCUCUAUUAUGGAUCUAUAUCUCUUUCAUACUUUAUUAAUUUCUGCCAAUACUCACAAUUUACAUACCAAAUUUCAAUUAUUAUUCUAUUUGCAACAGGUAAGACACGAAGAUGGUAAGAUGAUAUGGAAAAAGGUUGAAGUGAAGCCUGAAGAGCAUGUAAAGAUUCCUAAAUUUCCUGAAACAAAAAACUCAUCACCAAUUGAAUUAUAUGACAGUCAUCUUAGUGACCACGUAGCAAGUAUUCUAACUGAAAGAACACUGGAAGACAAACCACUUUAG
Molecule: messenger RNA, 456 nt
Organism: Vicia faba (fava bean)
Lineage: Eukaryota; Viridiplantae; Streptophyta; Magnoliopsida; Fabales; Fabaceae
Source: the annotation of a GenBank genome assembly